AUGCUAUUCCUGAUUCUCCUGGGAACAUUCAACGCUCACUGCCAAGCACUUGUGGUGUCCCUCAUCACCGGCGACGUCGACCACUGGUGCAAGCCGCCCGAUGGCUUCAACAUCUCUGCCACCGAAUGGAAGCAUAUCGCCAUACCGAUGGAGACCGACGGAAGUUUCAGCCGCUGCCGCGUCUACGAACGCUGCAAGCCGCUCGCUAAACAUGACACACUGGUAGACCGCCAGGGCAUCGGUGCUGUAACACUCUCGGAGGAAUCAUGGUACAACCGAUGCUUCCCUGACCAAGUGCAGGACAUCAACAGCACGCGCGACGCUCCUUGCGAAGCGUGGGACUACGACGUUCGCACUGCUGAGAGCAGCGCAGUGAGCACUUGGAACAUGGUAUGUGACCGCCGGCUGAUGCGGGUUGUCCCCGUGGCCUUGCAGAGCUUCGGCAGCGUUGUUGCUCUCGUCCUGGUCGGAGCCUUCGCCGACUAUAUUUCUAGGAGAACAUUGCUGCUGGGAUCGGCCGUUGCAAUGCUUACGUGCACGAUAUCCACUUUCGUGGCAGCGGGAUACAGGUAUUACGCUAUGGCUCGUUUCCUAGCCGGAUGCAGCGUGGCCGUUAACGGAGUUUUCACCUACAUAAUCCCCUUCGAGUCGAUGACGCACGCUCACAGGCCGCAGCAGGUCCUCCUCCUGGCCGUCAUAGGCGUGGCUUUGUCCGAGGUAUGGACCGUCGUUAUCAAUCCAGUCGUUAUCGACUGGCAUCUGAAGCAGGUCAUCUACCUCGCCCCGGCAGCUCUGAUCCUUCCCGCGCUGUGCUUCGCGCCAGAGUCUCCCCGAUGGCUUGUAGCUAAAGGAAGGUUGGACGCAGCCGAGGCGGUUAUGAUGCGGGCGGCCACCAUCAACAACUUUCCGCUUCCAGCAACGGCGUGUCUCGUGCAGAAGCUCAAGGAACACCUCAAGAACAAUGCGGGUUGUGAAAGCGUCUACAGAGACGACUUGCUCGACGCUGGUUCCUUGAGGUGUCGAGCGCUGGUCCUGUUCGUCCUAGGUUUUUCAAUAUCAUUUGUGUUCAACGUCGUCGCCAUGUCCGUGGUUCAGUACAAGGAGUUUUGGAUCCCGGCCUUCACGGUCGUCAUAACGCUGCUGGCGUACGUAUUGAUGCACUACCUCAUCACCGGCGUCACCCUCGUCACUGUACUAAGCGUCUGCUUCGUGCUCGUCGGCUGCAUACAGUGUGCACUGAGCAUCGCGGGCCGCCGCCACGUUGUCCAAGCUCACCAAGGCCUUGCUGGUGCUUUCUAA
This is a messenger RNA of Rhipicephalus sanguineus (brown dog tick), 1299 nucleotides long. RefSeq names its product solute carrier family 22 member 7. The coding region runs from base 1 to 1299 and encodes 432 amino acids. NCBI's taxonomy places the organism in Eukaryota, Metazoa, Arthropoda, Arachnida, Ixodida, Ixodidae. Gene Ontology annotation, cellular component: membrane. Gene Ontology annotation, molecular function: transmembrane transporter activity. The record is from RefSeq and is a predicted model, not a curated record. Gene Ontology annotation, biological process: transmembrane transport. The transcript has a single exon.